CCAAUCCAAGCCACAUUACGAUUCUUAAUGUGGUUAGUCAUGAACAUUUGUUUUUAUAAGAACUUGUUAUAUGAAAUAUAAUGAUUUUAAAUUUUGUUUAGCUAUUGUUUGAAAGUAAGAAUCAAUCAGAUAUUACAAUGAAGACCAAACCUACAAGACAUAAAGAAACAAAUACUUUUAAGUUCAAACCUUUUUCUGAAAGAGUAGAUCAAAUUGAUGUAGAUGUUUUCCACAAAGUUAAUCAUAGAAAUGAAGAAGUUUCUGAUGAGGCUGAAAGUUAUUUUCAUCAGUGUCUUCAGAAAUGGAAUUUUCUCAAUCUUUCAGAGAAUUACAUUAAUUUAAGAAAAGAAGUAGCAAACGUUAUAACCUUACCACAACUAUUAAAUCGAAAACAAUUUGUAAUCGACACAUUAUUGAAAUAUUUAAAAUUGAAGGAUCCUUUAUGUUUACAGAGUGUAUUAGAAUUAAUUAUAUCUUUAGCUAAAGAUUUACAAGCAGAUUUUUACAAUUACUUUCCAAAUUUUUUGGAAGCUAUCAUUGAUUUAUUGCACACAAAUCAUGCUGAGCAAUUAGAACAGGCAUUUACUGCUCUAGCUUAUUUAUUCAAAUUUUUAUGGCGUUAUAUGAGAAAAAAUAUUGGGAUAAUCUUCAAUUUACUUGUACCUUUACUAGCUGAUACAAAGCCGGCUUAUAUCAACAAUUUUGCAGCAGAAAGCUUUGCUUUUGUUGUAAGAAAAGUUCAAAACAAAGAAGCUUUUAUUAAACUUGUUUUGACAGCUGUCGAUAAAAAUCAAAAUGGAGCAGUUGGUUGUGGAAAGUUAUUGUUUUAUGUAUUGGUUGGUCUUCCGGGUCAAUUUCAUUCAUGUGCUGAGUCUAUGCUCACUGUUUAUCUUGAAGCUCUUCAAAAUUCUCAAAUCAAUCAAGAUUUGUUACAAAAGAUUUUAUUUACCUUAUUUGAUUGUAUUGUCAAGGAAAUACAUCCACAAAAAUGUGAUAUUUUGUGGACUGUUAUUUCUAAAAUGAUAGAUAAGUUUUCAGACAAAAGCUUGAUUAUCCUACUGAAGUUGAUUCAAACUGUUAUUAAUCACAAAGGAGGAAAGAUGAUGAAAGAUGUAGUAUUUUGGGCAAGAAAGUUGGCUGAAUUGAUUGAUAAAUAUCACAAUAAUCAAGAAAUUUUGAUGGAAGUUAUAAAUGUUUCUGUUGCAAUUUUUAUUGCACCAAAUAUCAACAUGUUGCAAGAAACUUCUAGUUUUUUGAUUUUAAAGCUACUGUCAAUUGAUAAUCAAGAUUUAAUACUGAAACUAGCAGAAAUGUUGAUUCCAUAUUCUUCAUUUGAAACUUUAGUAUUACCAGCAAUAUUGAAGAAAAGUAUGUUUGCUUCAUUAAGUGAAGAACAAUUAAAGCUUUUAGUUAAAAUUAUUGAAGUAAAAUCAUCUCCAUCAUUGGAUGGUAUAAGUUUAGGCAGAUGGAAAAAAUAUGGUUUGAAAAUCCAAGGUGAUAAAAAUAUAAAGUUUUUAUCAGAAACUUUGGAUUCACUAAAUACUGGUGAAAUCAAAGAAAAUGCUUUAAGAGUUUUAAUUUUAUUACCUCAUUUGACUAAUUUGCAAGAGCAACUUAGCGGCAAACUUACGCAAAUUAUUGUAUCAUUGUACAAAAGGUUGUUUGAAAAAAGUAACACACAAUCUAAAAUCAAUUUUGCAUUUUUGUUAGCUAUUGAGUGUGCAAUUCACACAAUUGAUGCUGCCAAUUUUCGUAAUCUUCUAAAUGAGUUUAUCAUUAAAGAUGAAAUUCUGUCAAUAGUGAAAGAACAUGAAAAUGAUUUGUCUAUAUUGAAUGCAGUUGAUCUUAUUUUGAGUUAUUUGAAAAAUUCUAAAAGUACAGAGGAUUAUAUAAAUCAGAUUAAUUUUGAUAACCUUCAUGAGUUAUUAGCUCCAAAGUUAGGUUCACCAAAUCCACUUAUUCGCUUAACAACAUCGCAUCUAUUUUCAUUGUUUAGUUACGUACCUAAUUUAACACACGAGUCCAAUGAUCCCAAUGUAAAAAAUGCCAUCGAGUUGCCUUACUUGGCAGAAAGUGAAGCCAUUACCAUACAAACGUAUCGCCAGAGAUUACUGCUUUUACAAGCUCUCGAAUUUUCUGGAGCUAGUAUAAAUCAUUUAAAUUCGAAAUAUUACGAUAUUCCACUACAUUAUCUAUUUGGAAAUUUAUACGUGAACUUCUCGUUGUUGUGGAAACCAGUGAGUCAAAUAAUAGCCUCUUAUGCUACAAAAGAGUGUCCGCAUUACUGGCCAGUAUUCCUCGUAAAGCUAAAAUCUGAAGAGAUUACAAACGUAGCCGAGGCACCCAAUUUCGAGUGUGAGAUAUUAUCGAAACUAGCUGCGAAGGUGUUUGCUGUCUCGGACAAAAUUGAUCAUGAUAAUUACAACCAACUAUUGUGGAAAAUAAUGGGACUUACAACUUCUUAUUGUGAAGUCAAAAACAGAGAUUACGUUCAUUUAUUCAUUGAUUUUGUCGAGAAUAACUUUUUUAAAUCGAAUUCUGCAGAUGCCAAAUCUUGUAACAUCAAAAAGAAAGAAAGACAAUCAUUAGCUGAAGAUAAUAAGGACGACUCCGGAAAAAUUACGAUGAAAAACUUUGAAAUGGAACUCGAUGAAAAGAACGACGAGGAAUCUAAAAAAACUGAUGAAGAUCAAUCUAACACGAAAAAUGCUGAGGAGACAUAUAAAGUGCAAUUUGGCAGAACUGAGCGCAUAAAAUUGUUAUUAGCAAUGUUAGAAGUUUUUGGAAAAUUCACCAAUACUCGUUCUUUAUAUCGCGAGCCUGAAAUUUUGAAAAUCUAUCUAGAAUUACUCUCCUCAAAGAACUAUGAGAUACAGCGAGCAGCACUUACGUGUUUAUAUACUUACAAGUACAAAUAUUUGUUACCCUACAAGGACCACUUGGAUAACAUAGUUACCGAGAAGAAUCUUAAAAAUGAGCUCACUCGUUUUCAUGUCAGUGUCGAAGAAGGUGCUGUGCUUCAGCAAGAACAUCGCGAAGGCUUAAUGCCGAUUCUCAUGAGAAUCCUUCAUGCAAAAAUGUCUCAGAGGGUGGGCAUGAGGACUGGCGGUAAGGCUGGAGGGAUAGUGAGAAGGAAGACUAUUUUGAGAUUUUUAGCCGGGAUCAAGGAAGAUGAAAUGAUGCUUUUUGUGAGAAUGGCAUUCAAACCUUUUGAAAAUCAUCUGCCUAUACUGAACAUCCAAGCAGAAGAGCGACACGACGUAGAUCUUGUAAAAAUGGUUCACGAUGUUAUCAGUAAUAUCAAUUUGGAAACUAUCGUUCCGCCAAAGCGUCUUCAAAGCGCUGUGAAUCUGUUGUCCAUCAUGAUAGAACAAUUUGGUGGAAAGAUGACUAAAAUACUACUGCCGCACUUACUUGCUAUUCUCAUUUGUAUCUUAGCUCAGGUUGCAGGUAUUCUCUCCAGAUCCUUGGAAGUACAUCCAGGCCAUUUGACAAUCGUGCGCAAUGUUAGAAAUAAUUGCAUUAACGCUUUGGCAAGAUUUUUUACUCGCUACGAAAACUACGACUGGUCAAAUAAAGAAAUUGAUGCUUUGUUGGAUGUUGCGGUAUUCCCAUGGAUAGAUAAACUUCCAAUCGAAGCUAUUCAUAGUCCCACGCCCUUAUUAAAAAUGUUGGCAGCCUGGGCUUAUAAUCCUCGAUACUAUCCUCUAUUUGUUAAAUUAAAUAAGAACGAGAAAACGCCACUGGUUUUCAUGAUUCAAUUGUUGCUUGGAGCAAAGACACAUAAGUCAGUUCAAAAUACUAUUCUCGACAUGAUUGAAAAAAUGCUGACUUUGCAAGAUUACGAGAAAGAAGACGCCGAACAGAUGGAAAUUGAUGAAGAAAAAUCUAAAUCGCUGAUACAUGUUGUCGACAACAAACUGAACAUAAUAAAAAAUGAUGCAAUUAAUUAUGGCUCAGCGAUGCUUCUUCCUCACGUCACGGAUAUUUUAGCAUACGUUGAACGUCAGCUCAAGAGACAUGUUAAGCAAGGAGCGACCAGGACUGAGCUAACAAUUCUUUCUCGCAUCUCCGAAUUUGCCAACGAUCCAGUAACGUGCGAUACCCUUCUAACUCUUGUUCUUCCGAUUUUGCAUAGAAAGUCUAAUGACUCCGAGGAAGUCGUAGUUCAGUUGCUUACGACUGUCAUGAAUCUUGCAAAACGGGUGGAGAAACCGGUGGCACAUUUGAGGCCCAUACAGCAUUUAUUGGCUCAAAUUAGCGCAGCUCCACCAAGGAAAAUGUUGAUGCAGGUGUUAGAUGUCGUUUGUAAAGGAGACAUAGCACUGCAAAAGAAUUUGGAUAUUCUAGUAAAUCUCAAUGCUUAUGAUAAAAGAUGGAUUGAUCAACCUGAUUUUGAAAAAAGGUUGGACGCUUUCAUGCUAAUAGAUCAGAUGAUCGAGAUAAAUGAAGUAUCUUUAGAUCUGGGAGUGGCUGUUAUUCUAAAUUGCUUUUUUUUCCUCAAAACUGAAAAUGAUUUAGCCAUGAGAGACAGAUCAGGACAUUGUCUGAAAUUAAUGGGUGUUCAUUUAGCCAAAAAAUUCAACGAAAAUAAUGAUAGAAAAUUUUUAAUUGAAGAUACGAUUAUUUCUUUAUUACGUCAUGGAAUACGAAGUAAAAAUGAGAAUGUGAAGAUGCAGUCGAUUGCAUUUUUGGGUCACAUGGCGAUGGAAUGUCCAGAGUCUCAUCUAAUUUUCAGAGAUUUGAAUCAUUUUACGAAUAAACAGGAUCCGGAAGUGGACUUUUUCGAAAAUAUGCAACACUUGCAAUUGCAUAGAAGAGCUCGCGCACUUGAUAGAUUUUGUAAAAUUGCCAAAACUUUAGAAAAAGCGUUAAAUCCAAGGACACUAACGCAAUUCAUUAUGCCACUCGCGACUUCGUACCUAUGCAACGAAAGAUUUACUGGCAAAAAUAGUUUAAUAGAUUCUGCAAUAGAAGCUGUGGGAGUAGUUUGUAAACUAUUGCCGUGGAAUCAAUAUGAAAUUAUUCUUAGGCAUUAUUUGGACAAAUUAAGAAUAAGUAGCGAAUUUCAAAAACAAAUUAUUAGAAUUGUUGUAGCUAUAUUGGAUUCUUUCCAUUUUGAUAUAUCAAAAUAUAAGGAAAUUCAAAACAGUUGUACAUCAGUCGCUGAGAAAAAUGUUUUAGAAACUGAAAGCGAUAAGCUCGAUUCCGAGAAAAUUGAUGAGACUUUGAAACCACAGGUUCCAGAGUCUAUUACAGAAAAAGUGGAGGCAGAAGAGAUUACAGAAGAAAAUCUCCUUGAAGCUUUGAACGAAGACAGUAAUAAUGAAAUAGUAGCAGAGACGAUAGAGGAGCUUGCGAAAAUUGUUCCAGCGUAUGAGAAACAAACAAUACUCUCGCCAUACAUGACUAAACGUUUGGUUUUUAGCCUCACCAAAGGUCUGCUACCUCAGUUGCACCGAUCGAUUGCUACGAGAACUCGCCAUGAAGGCAGUCAUAAAGCCAACAAAAAGAGUGUUAUGGCUGAACAGGAGGAGGAAGAGCUGAUGAGAAUACCGAUCGCUUUAGCUAUGAUAAAGUUACUGCAGAAACUUCCUUCUGACAUGCUUGAAGCUAAUUUGCGAGGAAUUUUUAUGAAAAUCUGUACAUUCUUAAAAUCUCGACUGGAGUCCGUGCGGCGAACAACUCGCGAGAUUUUAGAAAAAAUCAUGGUCACGUUAGGUCCAGAUUACUUACAUUACUUGCUCAAAGAAAUGAAUGCUUUACUAACUCGCGGGUACCAGGUGCACGUGUUGUCGUUUACUAUGCAUGCGGUAUUGGUGUGUCUAAAGCCUUUCUUAAAGCCACAACAUAUGCGUUCAAAUUUACAACAUAUCUUGAGCGUCUGUAAAAUUGAUUUAUUUGGGUUAUCCGCCGAAGAAAAAGAAAUUGCGGGUAUUGUGAAAAGUGUAUCGGAAGCUAGAUCCACUAAAAGUUUCGAUAUACAUCAUAUAUUUGGAGAAUUCGUUGACCAAGACUGCUUGAUAAAAGUAAUGGUGCCUUUGAAAGAAGUGCUUUCACGCGCUCGUUCGCACAAAACUGUACGUAAGGCCACCGAAUGUUUGAGGCAAUUGGGUUUGGGACUUGCAGACAAUAAAUUUAUAGACAUGAAACACAUGUUGACUUUUUUGCAUGGUAUAACUAGCCAAAGUAUUCCGCAAUUGAUGCCUGAAAAUAAAAAGAAACAGCUGCAAGAAGCUAAAAAAGAAAAUAACAAAAAGUCCGCACUGUAUCAACGCCCCGAUAUAUUCCUCAUUGCUCCACCUACAAAAAAUAGAAUGGGUAUCAAAGCUGAAGCUAAGAGCUCCAGAGACACUAACGAUCACGUUUUAGUUGAAUUCGGAAUGAGGCUAUUUCACAUACUUUUGAAAAGAGACAAAGUCAAUGACCCCGAAUGUAAAACAUUGCUGGAUUGUUUUGUACCGGUGCUAAGUGAUUGCUUGAUAUCACAACAUGUUAAGCUCAGCACAUUGGCACUACAAUGCUUAAACUGGAUUUUGAAAAUGGAUCUCCCGCAAGUACACGCACAAGUGACCGAAAUAUGCAAAUCGAUUUUCGCUAUUUUGCGAAAAUAUCCGGUAGCUGGUUUAAGUAAAGGCGAUACCUACGACUUGGUGAUGGCUGCUUUCAAGACAAUGUCGGUACUUGUGAGGGACGUAAAACACCAUGAAUUAACGCCCGAACAAUUAACAGCCUUGUUGCUGUACGCCGAACAAGAUUUGCACGAGAGCGACAGGCAGGCAACGGCAUUCAGCCUGUUAAGAGCUAUAAUUUAUCGAAAAUUAGUAGUACCCGAGAUGCAUUCGGUUAUGGAAAAGGUCGCUGAUUUGAGCGUUACCUCCGAACUAGAAAAUGUAAGAAAGUCUGCUCGUGCAGUAUUCUAUUCUUACCUGAUGGAUUAUCCAUUGGGCAAAAAACUCGAAGAGCAUAUCACUUUUUACGUAGCACAGUUGGAAUACGAACGGCAACCUGGUAGGCUUAGUACCAUCGAAAUGAUUUACAGCAUUGUAUCUGGAUUUCCUCCAAAAGUGUUGGUCAAGCACAGUAAAGUUAUAUUUUGCACAGUGGCCUUAAGGUUGGUCAAUGAUGAGGAUACUGUUUGUAAAAAGGCUUGUGGUAGGAUCCUUCAAGAAUUAAUAGAUCGUCUCUCUCAUGAUCAAAGAAAGAAACUCUACGAUAUGGUUAUCGACUGGCUUAAGAGCAAAAAAUUAGUUCAAAGAAGACUAGGUGCACAAGUUUGUGGUAUUUUUGUAACUGUAGAAAAGGAGAAAUUUCAGUCAAAACUCGACAAUCUUUUGCCGCUUCUGGCAAGGCAAUUCCUUUUGACUGAUGAUUUCGAGGACGAUAAUGAGCCAGGACAAUUCGUUAGAAUCAAGAAACAAGUUGAAGGAAUAAAAAAAUCUGAAACAUUGAAAGACGAAAGAUUGGAAGCACAUCAUCUAUUUUUCGUGUUGAAAUUAUUGAUGAAACUCUCGGCGAACUGUUCCGCGUUUUUGAAAAGCGAUCACAUCGAUACGUUUGCCGAACACAGUCAGUCGCUACUCGGACACUCACAUUUGUGGGUGAGGUUAGCAGCCGCUCAGUUUCUUGGUUUUAUUCUGGCUUCUUUAGACAUCGACAAAAUUAUUCGACUUUUGAACAACCCAGCGGAAACCGAAUCUGAAGAAGGAUUUAUAUACUACAAUCCGGUUGAAAAACUGAAAAGUUUGAUAUUAGAUUUUACGUCACAGUUGCAGCCAGAUGUACAAAUACCUGGAAUUGACGAGUUUUACGAUCAAGUUAUUAAGAACUUGGUAUUUAUCGCGAGACUUUUGAAAAUUUCAAGCCCCAAGCAAAAAGAGCAAGAGAACGAAGAUAAUGAAAACGACGGCGGCAAUCAGUUGACGCUUCUUUGGCUCAUGAAAAAACUGAGAAAGUCUAUUAAUUUCGAAGUGUCAACUGCUCCUAAAUCGACCGAAGUUCGAUCUUCAGUUUUCAAGUGGAUGGCUGGCGUGAUUGCGACGAUAAAUAUCGAUUUAUUGCGACCUAUACUCUUUCACUUUAUGUCUCCACUAGUUCGUGAAUUAGAAACAAAGGACGAAUUGAAUGCUCCGUUGCGCCAUUUGGCUAAAGACGUUGCAAUGAUGAUCAAAAAGAAGAUGAGCGUCGACGAGUACACCCAAUUACUUAAUCAAGCGCAGCGACGAUUAGAUUCACGUCGAGCCGAAAGAAAGAAAGUUCGAUCUCAACAGUACAUCACCGAUCCAGAAUUGGCGGCCAAGCGAAAAAUUGCCAAACAGCAGAAGAAGAAGGAGGCGAAAAAACGAAAGAUGGAUAACAUUAAGGGCAAGAAGAAUGUUCGCAAACGAGCGAAGAAAGAAGUCGAUAUGGAAGAGUAGAAUAUCAUUAAAGAAGAAAAACAAAGAACGUUAAAUACUUGAAAACUGUGAUAAGUUUUUAGGAUAUUAUUGUACAUAUAUAUUGUUAUGUAAACGAA
Molecule: messenger RNA, 8515 nt
Organism: Phymastichus coffea
Lineage: Eukaryota; Metazoa; Arthropoda; Insecta; Hymenoptera; Eulophidae
Product: small subunit processome component 20 homolog
Exons: 15
Coding region: 138-8417 (2759 amino acids)
Cellular component (GO): 90S preribosome; small-subunit processome; nucleolus
Source: RefSeq, a predicted model, not a curated record